This is a messenger RNA of Sceloporus undulatus (fence lizard), 1470 nucleotides long. RefSeq names its product reticulocalbin 1 (gene RCN1). The coding region runs from base 173 to 1171 and encodes 332 amino acids. The transcript has 7 exons. Lineage: Eukaryota; Metazoa; Chordata; Lepidosauria; Squamata; Phrynosomatidae. Gene Ontology annotation, cellular component: endoplasmic reticulum. The record is from RefSeq and is a predicted model, not a curated record. Gene Ontology annotation, molecular function: calcium ion binding.
GAAGAGGCAGGGAAGCCAGGCAGGCAGGCAGGGAGGGAGGCCCCACACCCAGAGCCCUGAAGCGCUUUGAGGGGGCUCUGGGCUCAAGGCAGGGGCAGCCUGGCCUCCCAGGCACCCUCCACAUUGCAGGCCUCUGCCCCCUCCCCUCCUGUGACCCUCUCAGGAGGAGACCAUGGACUCGAAAGAGCUUCACCUCCUCCGCUGCCUCCCAGUGGGGCUGCUGCUGGCGGUGCUGGUGCUUUGCCCCAGUGGUGCCUUGGGGGUCCCCACUUUCAGGAAGGAGAGAGGCAUCCACCUGGACCCCGAACUCAGCAACCAGCAGCAUGAAGAUAACCAGAGCUUCCAGUAUGAUCAUGAGGCCUUCCUGGGCAAAGAAGAAGCCACCACUUUUGAUCAGCUCACCCCCGAGGAAAGCAAAGAAAGGCUGGGGAAAAUUGUUGAUCGAAUUGAUGAUAACAAAGAUGGCUUUGUUACAACAGAGGAAUUGAAAAACUGGAUUAAACGAGUGCAAAAACGCUACAUCUUUGAAAAUGUAGCAAAGGUCUGGAAGGAUUAUGACCUCAACAAAGACAAUAAAAUUUCCUGGGAAGAAUACAAACAAGCCACAUAUGGCUAUUACCUAGAAAAUCAAGCAGAGUUCCAAGAUGCAACAGAGCAGCACAGUUUUAAGAAAAUGCUACCUAGAGAUGAAAGAAGAUUCAAAAGAGCUGACCUGGAUGGAGACCUGGAAACCACUCGGGAGGAGUUCACAGCGUUCCUUCACCCGGAGGAGUUUGAGCAUAUGAAAGACAUUGUUGUUCUAGAAACUCUAGAAGAUAUAGACAAAAAUGAAGAUGGAUUUGUAGAUCAAGAUGAAUAUAUUGCUGAUAUGUUUGCCCAUGAAGAUGGUGGUCCAGAGCCUGACUGGGUAAUAACAGAACGAGAGCAGUUUGCAGAUUUUCGAGAUCUGAACAAGGAUGGGAAGAUGGAUAAAGAGGAAAUUCGGCACUGGAUUCUCCCACAGGACUAUGAUCAUGCACAGGCUGAAGCAAGGCACUUAGUCUAUGAAUCAGAUGUGGACAAGGAUCAGAGGUUAACCAAAGAAGAGAUUCUAGACAACUGGAAUAUGUUUGUUGGAAGCCAAGCUACAAAUUACGGGGAAGACCUCACAAAAAACCAUGAUGAGCUAUGAUAUUCUUUGAAGGCAAAUGCAUCAGAGACUUGAGUCUGGUUUUUCUGUAUAUGACCAAAAUAACAGUGUUAUUUUGGCAGGCUGGUUUUGCACCAUUAUCUUUUGUUUUGUUUUGUUUUUAAAGAAACCAGUUCUGUUGAAUGUAGUAGUUACCACUUUCCCCCCAAAACACUGCACAUUUUUAUGACAGCUUUCAUUAUCAAUGAUAGCUUGAUAUUCUCUCACCUCAAUCUUAAAUGUGCAACUCUUGCUGAAAUCAGUGGAACCUGACUAAACAGUAAAAUGGGCUUAGUCUCUCA